GUCUAGACAUCGCUUGGCAACCCGGCAAGUGAUCAUUCCAAAUCAACAUGGCUCCCAGCGGAAUGGCCAGGAGUGCCGGCGGCGAAGCGGCUUCCGAAGCGGGCCUUUCCAAGUGGCAAUAUGCAGUUCUCUUCGCCACGCCAGUCGCUGCCGGCUUGGCCUACUGGUACUACAAGAAAUCUCGCGCCAGGGGGAAGCCGCCCGGUGCCAGCGCCGGAGAAACAAAAGGGUCCAAGUCAGUGGACAAAUCGCAAACUAACCACUCGCGCGGCUCGACCGAAGCCAAGGACCCGUUCGAGAGGGCAAAGGCUUUCAAAAACCAGGGCAACAAGUACUUCAAGGAAGGCAAGUUCGAUAAAGCCAUCGAGUGCUACUCGGAGGCGAUCGCGCUGUGCCCGCCACAGAACAAAAAUGAGUUGGCUACCUUCUACCAAAAUCGUGCGGCCGCCUACGAGAACUUGAAAAACUACACGGCCGUUAUCACCGACUGCACCAAGGCGAUAGACCUGAACUUUCAGUAUGUCAAGGCACUUCACCGGAGAGCGAAGGCUUACGAGGUCGUCAAUGAGCUGGACAAGUGUCUGGAAGACAUCACAGCUGUGUGCAUACUCGAGGGAUUCCAAAACCAGAACUCGCUGCUUGUGACCGACAGGGUGCUAAAGAAGAUCGGCAAAGCAAGCGCAAAGGAGCUUAUCAAGGUCCGAAAGCCCAUGCUGCCGUCAAAGCACUUCAUUAGAAACUACUUCAUCUCCUUCUGUGAAGAUCCCGUAGUAAAGGCUGUGCAGGCACAUCGGGAAGGCAAGCCCUUUCUUACGAGUGACAGUCCCGGUAGUGCCUAUGCACAGGCGGUGGAGUGCCUGGCCAAGGAAAAGUACGAAGAGGUCAUCGAACACUGCACCAAGGAGAUUGAAAACGAAGGAGAGGCCCUUGCCGAAGCACUGCUGCUGCGGGGCACGCUGCACAUGCUGCAGGGCUUGUCACAGUCUACGGUCGACGACCUCAACCGGGUGCUCCAAAUGGACUCGGCCUCCCUGAAGGUUCGAGUGAAUGCUCUAAUCAAGCUUGGCACUCUGAAGGUGCACGCUGAGAAACUGGAAGAAGCACUCGAGGACUUUGAGAAGGCAGCCAGCCAGGAUCCGAGCAAUGCCGACGUGUUUCUGCAUCGGGGACAAGUGUUGCUACUUCUGGACAGGCUAGAGGACACCCUCAAGGACAUGGAGCGGAGCGUGUCACUCCGACCGGACUUCCCAUCGGCAGCGGCUCAGCGCUGUUACGUGCAGUACAGGUAUGGGGCAGCCACCAAGGAUGCCAACAAACAGAUGGAGGCACUGCAGGACUUUGAAAAGGUCCAACAGAUGUUUCCCAACUGCCCCGAGUGCUACUUCCUUCAUGCUCAGAUCCUUUCAGAGAACAAGGAGUUUGAGAAAGCAGAAGAGAACUUUCUAAAGGCUCAGAAGGCAGAUCCUACGGAUCCGAACGUACCAGUACAUCUUGGCAUACUGCACCUACAGUGGACGCAGGAUUUUGAGAAGGCAGCCGAAUUCAUGUACAAGGCUAUCAGCAUGGACGAAAAGUGUCAGUUUGCCUACGAGACCCUCGGUUCUGUUCAGGUCCAGAGGGGCUUCCUGAAGGAGGGCCUGGAGCUAUUCGAGAAGGCCAUCUCACUCGCCCAGACCGAAGCCGAGCUGGCCCACUUGCUGUCCUUGAGAGACGCCGCCGCCGCACAGGGCAAGGUGGCCAGCCGUCUGGGCAUGGCCGUCACCCCUGGAUUCAGCUAGAACUGUCGAGCCCACCGUGUCACGGACGGCUCCUUGUUUUCUUUUUUUUUAUUUGCGCAAGAACCAGAUUGCAGAUCAUCUACCAUCACGCCCUCUAUCUCGUUUUGCUGCUGCCAAGCAUGGUACGAAAUGUCGGGCGCAUGCGUGUUCUUCACUUUUUCGCGUUGCAGAAUAGUCGGAUCAUGGCAGUUCAAGUUGUAAGGGUGGAGGUAGUGCAUCGUCUGGCUCCUGUCGCAAUGCGUUGUUCUGUGCAGUGGAAACCCAAGCGCUGCGGGUUCGUGGCUGGCACGUUUAUCUUAAAAAAAUGGUGGCAUGUGUUCCAUGUAUUCGUUUGGUGCCUGCAUAUGACUUAUCUAGCUAGGGACCAGCGAUUGUUUUCAGGGAGCUUAGGCCUAGGAUACGCUUUGUCGAUGCCAGUUAGGAUAUUAAAGGAAGAAAAAUAAUAAAAGAUAGAACAAGUUGGCAGCCCUCUGUAAGAAACGUGGAUGAGGCAUAUUUGCAGUUGAAGUGACACAUGAUUGCUAGGAGCCACCUACAAAGUGUUCUAGAGGAAAUGCCAACCAGGUUGUUCUUCGAAUUCUGGACUUCACAACAGGGAAUAGAUGGCAUCAUGUGAGGGAAGGCACGACAGUUGGAAGACACGGAAAAGCGGCUAGAAAGAAAAAAAGAACAGAACAAGAUGGCUUGUCUGCAUUGUCUGUGCCUUCUUCUUUUCUUAUUUCAUUUGUCUUCUGCACACCUAAGAACAGUCAUUGGUGUUUGUUGAGUGUAACUUUUCCUCUUCACUGGCGUAUGCCGUAUUGCCAGAGUUGCUUGUUCUCCUAUAUCGUUUCAGUGCCGGGUGUGUAACUGUACAAGACUAGUGCACACUAUGAAAGCAGUUGAGUAUAAUCGCUGUUUCAGUCUGAACUUGCAAGACGGCAGUGUUGUUGCCCUCGCGAACAAGUCGAGUUGUUGCUGCAAACUUUAGAAACACAAAAAUUUUUUUAAACUUUCGGAGUGCCUGUUCCUCCUUUGGUCUGUUGCUCCCUCUUGCAACAUUCUCUCACUUUAUAUAGUAGCAAGCAAAUUUGUUCUUUUUUUUUCUCUCGAGGAAACCCUGUGUAUCACCUUCUAGUCUGUGCAGUGAAAUAAACCAAUUGUUUUUGGCUAUAG
This is a messenger RNA of Rhipicephalus microplus (southern cattle tick), 2933 nucleotides long. RefSeq names its product translocase of outer membrane 70 (gene Tom70). Gene Ontology annotation, biological process: protein import into mitochondrial matrix; protein insertion into mitochondrial inner membrane. Gene Ontology annotation, molecular function: protein binding; transmembrane protein transporter activity. NCBI's taxonomy places the organism in Eukaryota, Metazoa, Arthropoda, Arachnida, Ixodida, Ixodidae. Gene Ontology annotation, cellular component: mitochondrial outer membrane. The record is from RefSeq and is a predicted model, not a curated record.